AUGGAUGAUGAUAUUUUCUUAGGGUUAGAAACUAUUCAAUAAUUUGAUGAGAAAAUGAAACAGUUCUCAUAAUAGCAUCAAUUUAGAAGAUAAUUAUAAAGAUAUCCUGUAUAAAAGAUAUUAAAGAGAUCAAACAGUUUUGCAUAAAGCUAAAUUAGUACAGCAAUAAAUUCAUCUGCUCAUGCAAGCAGAAAAUAAACAAUAUCAUAAUUAGAAAUGAAUCCUCCUAAACGUAGACAUUGUGAAUUCUAUAAUGAUGAAUUUUGCAUGAAUCUUUUUGCUGAAAAAAUAGAAUAUUUGUGUACUUAAUGUUAUGAUAAAAAUGAAGUAGUAAUAAAAGAAUUGAAUAGAGUUGCAUAAGAAUUAGGGUAUUUAAUUUAAGAUAAUGUAUAAGAAUAUCAUUACAUAGAGUAUAAUAAUUUGAGAGUGUUUAAGAAAGAGAAUAAUAUAUAUUAAGUUAGUUAUAAAAUUAAGUACUUGAUUCAAUAAAAUAAUGGAAAUAGAGAAUUGAUUAAAGAGAAAUAUAAAGAAGAAAAAGUGAUAAUAUUACAAUAAAUACAAAUAGUUAAGAUAAAAUGUUGGAUAUAUUUGAUUGGAUUGAAAUUGAUACAAAAUUCAGAUAAUUGAAAAAAAGAUUAAAAUUUGCAUUAGUUGAAAUGAUAAAUGAUAAAAAUAAUACUAGUAAAAUAUCUUUUUAAUUAUCUAAUCGAACUGGUGAUACAAUUUAAGAUUUACUUUAUAAAAAACCAGAUACAAGAUAAAUUAUUGAUGAAUUAACUAAUUUAUUAAAAACUAUUAAGAAUAAAAGAAAUGUAUCUAAUGUAUAAUUGAAUUCACCAAAAUCUGUUAGAAUUGAAAAAUGGAAUUAAAGUAAAGAAGAAUAAUUUAUAGCUAAAAGAUUAUCUGCUAAAUAAAGAUUAAGUAAAUUAAUUAAUAGUAGUUCUUGGAAUAAUAUAGCUAUUGGUGAAUUUGUAAGUAAUUUAGACAAAGGAUAAUAAAAUAAAUAAAAAAGAUAAGAAUUAGAAUCUAAAUUUGAAUCAUAUUAAUCUAUGAAUGAAGAUGAUCUAUUAUAUCUUAUUAAUACAAGUGUAUUAUUAAAUAGAUGUUCUGAUAAAAAGUAUAUUAUAUAUAUAUAAUAUUAUUUAUUAGAUUUAUUUAAAGUGCAAUCAAUCAUUUAGAUUAAGAUAUUAUUAGUGAUAUUGAAUUAUAAAUAGCAGAAAAUAUAUUAAAAAGUCAUUUUGAUAUAUAAAAAUAAGUUAAUUAAACAAGACAUGAUUUUCUUAAAGAAAGAAAUGAAAUUUAAUUUAUUAAAAAUAGAUAAGCCAAAAAUAUAUUAGAAAGAUAAGAAAAAUAAAAUUCUAUUAAAAAAUUAUAAAUUAAGAUGUGUAAUAUUUUAAGAGAAAUGAAAGAUAAAACUAAAACUACUAUGAAAUAAGAUUCAGAAAAAUAUAAUUUAUAUUAUUAAGAAUAUAAAUAAGGAAAUCCUAUUGCUAAUCCAUAUGUAUGGAAAUUUAAAGAAAUUAUGAUGAAUGUUAUUAAAAAAAAAGUAUAUAUUAAUUUAUUAUUAUUUUCUUAGAAAAAUGAAAGAAGAGAUUAAAAAUUAGGAGUUAAAAGUGAAAAUCAUAAACCAAUCUUUCCAUCCAAAGAAGAAUCUUUAAUAUUAAUGAAUGUUAUCAGAAAAACUCAUCCUUCAUCCAAAUUACGUUUAAUUCCCUAACAAUAAUAGGAGUAUUUUCCAACACCUGCUAAAGUCUUUAAUGAAUAUAAAUUGAAAGUCUAAAAAAAAGAAUAUGAGAAAAAUUAAUCUAAUUUUCUUAAUUUCUAUACUGGAGGACCAAAAAAACCUAGAAAAUAUGCUAGUCCAUAAUUAUAAUUUAUUGAAGGAGGUGAAAAUAAAUCAGAUUGGAUUACUCCUGAAAUUGAAUUAAUUGCUAUUAAUAAAAUUAAGAGAGCAUUAAAAGCAUAUGUCUCCAGAAAGAGAUAUAUUAGAGAAAGAGAAAAAAAAAGAUAAAAAGAAUAUUAAGAGAAAGAAAAAGAUCCUAAAUUCUUUCGAAUUCUUAGUAGAAUGAAAUCUAAAAAUUAUAAUUCUCUUGAUAUAGAGGAAUGUUAUAAAAGUCUUAAAUAAGCUAUUGCUUAAAGUGCUGGCAAUUCCAAAUAAUUAUUAUAAAAAGGAGUCUAAAUGGAUUAUUCUAAAGUCAAAGUACCUCAUUCAAUGAUUUAAUUGAAAUUAAAAUAAAGAAAACUCUUUUUAGCCUUAAAAGUAGGUAAUACUAAUUGGGCAGAAUAUUCAGGUUUUUAAUUUGAACCUCAAGAUGUUAAUUGUUAUGAUACCAAUAUGUAUUGUCCUUUAUAUCAUGCAGCUUAAUUGUAAAGUAUAACAUUUUGCAAUUUUCUCAUCAAUGCAGGAGCUGAUGUCAAUAUGCCUUGUUAAGGAGGACUUACUCCUACCUUUGCUGCAUUUAUUACAAAUAAUAUAGUCUUAAUCAAUUUAUUCAUAUCAAAUGGAGCUAAUAUUGAUAUUCUUAAUGAUGAAGGUAAGAAUCCUCUAUGUUAUUGUUCUAUUUAAAUGUUAAAAGAACUCAAUUUAUAAUACAAUCCUGUUAAUAGCAAAUCAUAAACACAAAGAUAAAAGAGCAGAAGAACUUAAUCAAAUUUGGAAUAAAAUUAUUCACCAUAUGCUGAAAUGAAAAUGGAACCAAUGUUAAAUGUUAAUGAUGAAAUAAAAUGGUAAUAAGAUUAAAUAGUGUCUUUAAGAACAUUUUAUACCAAGAAGGAGAGAGAGAACUUUUACUAUCUAAAAUAAAAAGCAUAAUCUUAAAAAGAAUCAGAGAAUAAUUUAGAAAACUAGGAAUAAAAAUGA
Messenger RNA from Paramecium pentaurelia, 2860 nucleotides. The record is from the annotation of a GenBank genome assembly. Lineage: Eukaryota; Ciliophora; Oligohymenophorea; Peniculida; Parameciidae.